AGAAGAGUAGUAGCAUAAAGCAUUGAGAAACCUUUUAGGGUUACCGCGAAAUUGACUGGAGCUUGCUUUAGCGAUUGCGUCUGUUUGCUCAAACAAAGUUCCAACUCUCUGAAUCGUCCUCGAACCCUCACUGCAAUUCCUCUAUAGCGCGAGGAAGACGAUUCAUCUAUGGCGGACGUUGAAAACCAGCAGGAGUCCUCGUUUCCAGUGAAGCGGAAGCCGGAUCUCUAUUGCCAAGACCAGGAUAAUGUGGCAAACAAGUCUCAGAAGCUUAAUCCCUCGUCGAAUUCUGCUGAUUCUGAGUCCAAAGACGGAGAAGCUAAUGGAAGCGGCGUCGAGAAUCUGAAUUCUCCCACCGAGGAAAAGAUAAAGACAGAAUCAUCGAUUUCGCUGGAGAAAGCCGCUGCUUCUGUGUCCGAAAAGGAUGAGAACGAUCUAGGAGCUGAGGAGGAGCAAGAAAGUGGAGAGGAAGAGGAAGACGAGGAGGAAGACGAUGAUGAAGAAGAAGAAGAGGAAGAGGAGGAGGAUUUGAUUAAAGCGUCGAUUGACAGGAAAGGUAAAGGCAUCUCGAGAGAGGAUAAGGGGAAAGGAAAAUUGAUCGAAGUGGAAGAAAGUGACGACAGUGAUGAUGAUGAAGACGACGAAGAUGGGGAUGAAUACGAUGAAAGCGAUUUGUCCGACGAUCCUUUGGCGGAGGUGGAUUUGGAUAAUAUCCUCCCGUCGAGGACUAGGAGACGAUCGAUCCAGCCUGGAGUUUACAUCUCCAAUGACCGUGGUGGUAACAACGAGGAUGGUGAUAGCAGCGAUGAUAGUGACGCUUAAACCUAGCUUACGAGGUUAGUGCUAAGAAGUCAAGAUUUAGUUCCUUUGAUUCGAGAAUUUGUCUCUCGUCAGUGAUUAUUGUCAUAAUCUAUAAAUGUUUCGAACGCUUGGACCAAAGUGGGCUAUUUAUAUCUAUGAUGUUAUUGCAAUUCAACUCAA
This is a messenger RNA of Eutrema salsugineum, 981 nucleotides long. Its product is annotated as nucleolin. The record is from RefSeq and is a predicted model, not a curated record. The coding region runs from base 169 to 822 and encodes 217 amino acids. The transcript has a single exon. Lineage: Eukaryota; Viridiplantae; Streptophyta; Magnoliopsida; Brassicales; Brassicaceae.